AUGUGGGUCUUCCAAGGUGCUGAGGAUCACGCGUAUCUUGCGGAGCAUUGGAAAGACAAUAUUGAAGCCUGGGUACGCAGCGGAAAGGCUCUGCUUCUGCGGAGGAAGUACGCGACUCCUGAGCAGAAGGCUGCACUCAGGCAGUGGGAAGAUCGCUGGCGCGAGUGCAUGCUGUCAGUGCGACAGAAAGUUCUCAACAGGAUCAUCGUAGGCAACGUCACCCAAUGCGUCAACGAUGCCGAAAUAGCCGCGUACCAACAGAAGUUCAACCCGCCGCCAAAUUUGAGCUUGCCUCAUAUCAAAGGCCCUGUAGGGAUUGUACGAAGGCAAGUCUACCGUGGAAGCUGGAACAUGGCAGCAGAAAGGCGAGCAAAGAUGACGAACGCCUCGACCUCGUACGAAGACGACGGCCUUCCUGGAACCGUGGGCGAAGCGUUCGUUGUAGGGAAGAACCUCAAGCGAGCGCUGGACGACGGCGACUUUGAAGAAGCUGUGUCAGCACUCAAAAGACCUCACCUCGAAGACGCUCUCGCGAACAAGAAGAGCUCGCUGACGGAUUCGGAUUACUUAGGCUCCGGUGACGGUAUGAGCGACCCCAUAUCGAGCGACCCCAUCGCAGAUCCUACGUACCGUCCGGAAGCAGACGACGGCUCGUAUUCGCAGGACAGCAACCACGGGGAAUCGUCGCAGGACGGUUCGGCAUCCCAAGACAGCUCUUCGCAGAACGGUUCAGCGUCCCAGGACAGCUCUUCGCAGGACGGCGAGGCGUCCAGAGAAGACGAGUCUUCGCAGGAAGAUGAGUCUUCACAGGAAGAUGAGUCGUCCCAGGACGGCGGCUCAUCACAGGACGGUGGCUCAUCGCAGGACAGUCAGGAAGACUGA
Fomitopsis serialis is the source of this 882-nucleotide messenger RNA. RefSeq lists its product as uncharacterized. The coding region runs from base 1 to 882 and encodes 293 amino acids. The transcript is spliced from 2 exons. NCBI's taxonomy places the organism in Eukaryota, Fungi, Basidiomycota, Agaricomycetes, Polyporales, Fomitopsidaceae. The record is from RefSeq and is a predicted model, not a curated record.